This is a messenger RNA of Onychostruthus taczanowskii (white-rumped snowfinch), 2180 nucleotides long. It is a transcript of the gene MTFR1, whose product is annotated as mitochondrial fission regulator 1. The coding region runs from base 390 to 1409 and encodes 339 amino acids. Gene Ontology annotation, biological process: aerobic respiration; mitochondrial fission. Gene Ontology annotation, cellular component: mitochondrion. The record is from RefSeq and is a predicted model, not a curated record. The transcript is spliced from 8 exons. Lineage: Eukaryota; Metazoa; Chordata; Aves; Passeriformes; Passeridae.
GGGGGUGACGGCGGCGGUAGUGGCGGCGGCCGCGGUUCUCCCUUUUCCAUUGGGUAGCCCCUUCCUUCCUCCUGGGCAUCACUUUCCUUCCAUCUGGGCGGCCCCUCUUGGUGCUGCCGAUCCCGGGCGAGGGGCGGUGCGGGAGGGGAGGCUUGCCUGAAACCACGUACAGGCCGCUCGGGGCGGCCCCGCCGUCCCCGGGUAGGGCAGGUGCCGGCAGGACCGUGGAAACGCCUCGAGGUGCUGGGCCGAAGCUUCUGUUCGUGCAGGGGAACUGCUGUGACGAGAAGGUGACAGGUCACGGGAAAUAAUAACUACUAUGGAACCUUGGCAGCCUUGUAGGUUUGGAAGGCUUAAAUCCAAGUUCGGAAAGGCCUUUUCCAGUCCUGAUGAUUUGCUGGCUGAAGCGCUUAAUUAGGAUGGCUUUUGAGCAAAUUGGAUUGAACAUGGAAUCAGUGCUUUGGUCAAGCAAGCCUUAUGGUUCAUCUCGAAGUAUUGUAAGAAAAAUUGGUACUAACCUCUCUCUUAUACAGUGUCCAAGAGUUCACUUUCAGCUUAUUUCUCAUGUUGCGGAAGGAAACACUCCUGCUCACCUCAGAGAAGAUGCAGUGGCCUCCUUUGCUGAUGUGGGAUGGAUUGCUGAAGAAGAAGGUGAAGUCUCUACAAGGCUCAGGUCAGAAGUUUGGUUAAAAACAACCCAGCCUCUUCCAGGUGAAGCACAUCAUUCCAGGAAGCCCCCACACAGACAAAGAUCCCUGCAAAGCCCAUCGGGAGAGGAGCCAGUGCCCAGGAGUGCAGCGAUGGCAAACGAAGAGGCGCUGCAGAAGAUCAGUGCCCUGGAAAACGAACUGGCCUCUUUAAGAGCACAGAUAGCCAAAAUUGUAACCUUGCAAGAACAGCAGAGCUUGACAACAGUUGGGUCAAGUCCACUUGCUUCAGCUGCUGUCCCUGUUCCACCUCCACUGCUGCCACCACCUCCUCCUCCUCUGCCUCCACCCCCUCCCUCAAGUCUGGGUCAGAGUAAGUCUGCAAUUGAUCUCAUUAAAGAGAGGAAAAACCAAAAAACGAACGCUGGCCAGAAUGUGGUGGAAAAUGGGCCAAAGAAGCCUGAAGUACCAAACAUGCUAGAAAUCCUCAAAGACAUGAACAGUGUGAAACUACGCUCGGUGAAAAGAUCCUCAGAAGGUACAAAACCUAAAGUGUCUCAGCCUGCAGAUCCUGCAACGUUAAUAGCAGAAGCUCUCAAAAAGAAAUUUGCGUAUCGAUACCGAAAUGAGAGCCAAGGUGAAACAGAAAAAGUGAUUCCAAAGGCUGAAACAAAGACACAAACAAAGGCUGAGGUAGUGCUGUUUGGACCACACUUGCUGAAGUCUACAGGAAAAAUGAAGACUUUAAUUGAAAAAUCUUAAAGAUUAUUCUGCAAAAGACUGUUAAGCUGCUUUGUAUAAAAUAUUUUAUGUUGCAAAUAGCACUAGUACUGAGAGGUCUCUUUUCUUACAGCACAGAAAGAUCUAAUGUGAAAUGCAGAAACGAGGCACUAAACAUGUUUGUAUGUAGGUGAUUUAUCAAGGGCAAUAAAUUGGACCAUUAUACUCAGGUAUUAAUUUUGUAUUCAAGCUUGGCUUUCCACUCAGAUUUAUGUGACGGAUUUAGUUUAUUAACACUAAGUUAUAUAUACAACAUUUUUUGUGCAUAACUGACCAGCAUAAAAAUUUGUGUACAUGUUAUUAAUGAUGGUGAUACACCCUUAACUUAAUACCAGUUUUAUGUGAGCUCGACCUAUAAUUUGCACUACAAUGUGUAAUUUUAUACUGAAAUCUUCAUGUUGAAGUCUUUCUUUUAAACUUAACUGCAGCAAAUUUGUAGCCCAAAGAAAACAAGAAAACCUGGAGGCACUGUGCUUCUUACUGAGACAAAGUGAAAACUUGAACUUGCUGCAGAGAUCCUAAAUUAAAAAAAAAAAAAAAAAAGAAAAGAAAACCAACUAAAUUUUACAUAGUAGUACAUUUUUGUGCAGGGUUUUUUGUUUGUUUCACCUCAGCUUGCAAGGGUAAGAGAGUAAAACCUGCUUUAAUCAUCCUGUGGCCAUUAUAAAGAGUAAAAUCAUGCUGUGGGAGCCUCUGUCAAAAGGCAGUCAAGGGAAUUUGAAAUAGUCAAUAAAUAGCAGCAGAUUAAAAUAA